Molecule: messenger RNA, 6411 nt
Organism: Choloepus didactylus (southern two-toed sloth)
Lineage: Eukaryota; Metazoa; Chordata; Mammalia; Pilosa; Megalonychidae
Gene: SAP30L
Product: SAP30 like
Exons: 4
Coding region: 642-1190 (182 amino acids)
Biological process (GO): regulation of DNA-templated transcription
Cellular component (GO): histone deacetylase complex
Molecular function (GO): protein binding; transcription coregulator activity
Source: RefSeq, a predicted model, not a curated record
GAGUGAACUGUUGUGGUGCGGAGCCUUGGGCGGGUGGCGGCCCGGUGGCCCAGGGGCUGCCGCUGGACUCCGGGCGCAGCCGAGGGGCUGCAGGGGUGGAGCAGGCUGGACGCCCCCUGGGGCCCGGGCGUCGCGGAUUAGAGGCCGGGCCCCGCGCGGGGAGGCCGGACCACCCCGGGGGAGGUGCCCGGCACCGAGUUUGCCCCGCAGCCGAAAGAAGGCGGGAGCCGGCGGGGGUCCUUGAAACCCCCUGGCAGCCCGGGCCCGGAGUCCCCGGAGUGGCGGCUGCUUGUCGGGACGCCGUUCCGGACGCCCGGGCCGGAGAGUGACGGUUCCGGGCCCCCGGCAGGAGGCGCCGCCGGGUAACCCCCGGCGGAGCCCUGCGAGCGGCCGGAGUCGACCCCGGGGCCUGGAGCGGGGAAGAAGGGGUUUCCGGAGAGGUGGGGCAGGGCGCUGAGGGCGCCGGAGCGCGGCGGAGCGGAGCCGGGCCUCCCCAGUGCGGAGCAGGACAGCACCUCGUCUGGAGACGGACUCCGGGACCCUCGGGUGCGGGGGCCUCAGGGACCUGCCCCGAGGGUAGUGCGGCCGCGGAGUGGCCUACAGGGGACCCUCCCCCAGAGGGGCCGGCCCGGGGCGGGGAGAUGAACGGCUUCAGCACGGAGGAGGACAGCCGCGAAGGGCCCCCCGCUGCCCCCGCCGCCGCCCCGGGCUACGGCCAGAGCUGCUGCCUCAUCGAGGACGGCGAGCGCUGCGUCCGGCCCGCGGGCAACGCCUCCUUCAGCAAGAGGGUCCAGAAGAGCAUCUCGCAGAAGAAACUCAAGCUGGACAUCGACAAGAGCGUAAGGCACCUGUAUAUCUGUGAUUUCCACAAAAACUUCAUCCAGAGUGUACGAAAUAAAAGGAAGAGGAAGACAAGUGAUGAUGGUGGAGACUCUCCUGAGCACGACACUGAUGUUCCUGAGGUCGAUCUGUUCCAGCUACAGGUGAACACUCUACGACGUUAUAAAAGACACUACAAGCUGCAGACCAGACCAGGCUUCAAUAAGGCCCAGUUAGCAGAAACUGUCAGCCGACACUUCAGGAACAUACCUGUGAAUGAGAAAGAGACCCUCGCCUACUUCAUCUACAUGGUGAAGAGUAACAAGAGUAGACUGGACCAGAAGUCGGAGGGCAGCAAGCAGCUUGAGUAAGGAGAAGCGUGUCUUAAAAGAAUGAAGUAUAAUGCUUAAGACACAGGUGAUAUCUGCUACAUUUAAGCCCAUGAAGACUGUUAAAUUUUAUUGUAAAUAAAAAAGUUUGAUGAAUACUGUAAAUCUUUUCGGUCAGGAGGGUUAUAUUCUCAUGAUUUAGCAUGUGUAUAGAAAGACUUUCUCUUUUAAGGCAACUGCUAGACUAAAACAUAAUAUCAUAAAAAGAAUGAGAGAAAAACUAUAUAUCAUAGCAUUCAACAAAGCAUUAAGCCAAUUCUUCUGGAAAUGUGGGGUAAAAAAACAUGUUGGUAAUCACCUUGUAAGCUGUAGCCCUGGCAUAGUGGCAAGGUGCAUUUGAAGGUGGAAGUGCAUGUGCAGACCCAAGUCUGAACUUGCACGCAGCCCACUGCAUCUUAGAUGUCCCAGUUUGUUGCAAACCUUGUAGUUCUAUCAGCAAAUCAGUUUGACACUGUACCCCCUCACUUGCCCUGUGCCUCGCACAUGAGAGGCCCCCUGCCAGUAUUUGUUGGCUAACCAAGCAGUCACUGACAGUGCCAGCCUCAUAACAGAUGCUUUGCACCUCUAGUUACUGACACCUCUGUCAUUUCUGUUAUUUGCCAUUUAACUUCCUGAGGAUGAGGGAAAUCCUAAUGUACCAACAGGGAAGUUACAGAUCAAAUGAGGAUUUCAGGGCAGUUGCAUGUGCAAAGUAUUUGUCAGGAUUCCAGAAAUACUGCUAUAAAGACCCUCACAGGAGACAUGGUCCUUUGCAUGCCCUUCUGCACCUCACUCUGUGGGGUGAAGUUGUGUAUUAUGACAUCAGUCACUCUCCUGGGAAAUAAAUGCUUUGACAAACAGAGCUGUUUAGUGGUUUGGGACUGCUGUUUUCAGAAUUAUUAAUCCUUAGUUCACAAUCCCCAAGGAAGCUGCCAAGGACCAUGUGGCUUCUGUUCAGGAUCAGUCGCUCUGGGAUAGGAAGUCCGGAUGGCCUUGUCUCCCUGGGCUCUGGGAUCAGCAGCACAUCAUGGUUUUGAGCAACAAAGCUCAGUGCCGUCUGAUGCUUAUCUUUGUGAUGAACUUGGCUCCCCCCUAGGGAGAAAGAUUGCUAAAAUUAUUUUUUAAAAAACUAUUAAUCAUUGCUUAAUUUUUUUUAUGUUCAAAAAGUCAGAUUCCCCUGUCUAAUUAUAACAGAACCAAAGUAUCCUAUAAAAACAGCUUUAUAUCCAAAAGUAUGCUUUUGAAAAAUUCUCUGAUCAGGGUGUAGGGAGGGCAGAGGGUGUGGGUAAUGGGUGAGAGGAAAAAAAAAGGAAUUUGGAUUCUAAUUUCUGACCGUCUUGACAUAUAUUAUGGUCAAGAGUGUCAUUUUCCUACUCAGUUUCAAUUCCGCAUUCUUUCUUAAGCCUUAAAUAAUAAAAGGAACAGUGGGCAGCCUGGCCUGGCAGGAAGUGUUAUUGUCUUGUAGGUGACUUAAUCUGAGCACCAGCACAGAGAAAUCAAACAUAAAAUCCCAGCUGAGCAAAGUGGCAGCGCUUCUGUGGAUCUCAGUUCCACGGAGCAGAGCACAGGCCCUCUGUGGAACGGGCACAGGGCCACCACACUAGCGCAAAGCUGGUGAGUUCCAUUGCCAACGCUUUCCCCAGUGUUCAAAAUGCAUGUUUAGCGGAUUGCAGCUUGUUUAAAUAUGUAUAAAUGAAUGUAUAUAAAAUAUACUCUAGACUAUGAGGGGAGGGGGUUUUAUUUUGAUACACACGCCCUGGCCGUGGAGGGCUGGUCAAGGUGCUCUCUGAGCAUUUCAACCAUUUGGAUUCAGUGUGUAUUUAGAGAUCGUUUCACUACUUAUAGCUGAAGGAUAUUGAUGCAGGCAUCAAGAAGGUGAAAGAUACGUGGCUUACUUGGGCUUUUUCCUGACAGACUGACUGAAAAAGCUUUGAAGUCUUCAAACCCCAAACCCACUUUGUCAGGACAGAGUGUUUUCUUAUCAGCAGCUGGAGUUUGGGGCAGAUUGGCCCUGGAGGUUAAGACAUCAAUGACCUGCUCUCUGGAAAAGUCCUUAUCUUUUCAUGGAAUAAAGUGUAUCUUUCUAAUAUUUAAACCAAAAUUGUCAGGCAUGUCGGACAUGUCACUGUUUCUUUAACAGCAAAUCUAUUUUCCCAGUUGAGACAGCAGUACAUUUCUUUACAAGAUGAAGUGGUGUUUGGAUCCAUCUGUUCAGCUGUAUCUGUAAGAGUGGUUUAUGUUCCACAGUGAAAGCUGGGGAAACUUCUCACCUUCAGCCAGAUGACAGGUGUGCUUGAGUCCCAUGCCGGCUUACCUGUAAAGGAAGGUGCUUUGGGAAAGUGGAAGUUGUGGGUAUCUUUUCAUCCUUUGAAAAUGGGUCAGGUAAGAGAAAAGACAAAGCUAUCUGAACUUAGGUUUUUCUUGUAUGUAGAAAUCUGUUCUCUCAUGAAACCACUAAACCACUUGCCUUAGCCUCUCCUGCAGUUUCUGAUGGCUUGCUCUCUCGACAAGAGACUUCCACCUGUGAGAAAUGGCCAGGCCCUUCAAAACAACAGAGUCUGGCUCAGGACGCAGUGGGGUUCUGGGAAAGCAGUGUUCAUCUCCACUACCUGUGUUUUAUAAACUUGUCAAGGACUCCGCUGCUUCACUCCACCUGUACCAUUGCAGCAUUGCCUUCUCUCCUCUUGGUGCUCCUGGGCAAAACUGGAAUUUGAAGUCUAGAACUGGCAUUGUUAUCUCCUUAAAGAGUACAGUUCCUUCCUCAACUCUGGCCUGUCAUGGUUGUUUCAUAUGCCCUGAAGAUUGUCACAUGGAAAUGUCAAUAUCCUGCUAUUCGUUUUAAGGUUUUUUAAAAACAGUCAGUCUUCUCAUUUCAAAGAACAGACUCUUAGUUGGCAGAAGCAUGUGAAAAAGAUCAUAGCUGAAUCUCAUGAAAGAUUGAAAACCAAAGUAUUCAAGACAGUGUUGUAAAAUGAAGAGGAAUUUCAUUUAUGUAUUUCAGCCACCAAGUUGUGAGAUUUUCCUGUCGUUGCUAAAUAUUCAUUGCUAGCCUUUCAGAGAACAAUUAAUAAUUGUUUGCAGUUGUGAAUGUUGUGUCUAACCUUGGCAUUUCAGCUUUUUACUUUGUGGGAACUUUUUUGUUACUAUCCUACAGAGCAACUGCCUAUCGGAAAGGAGAAGAUUGGAGAGGGAACUUACUCUGAGCCCUUGCCUAUUGAAAUAGGCUGCUGUGGGUAUGGAUCCCAGAGUGGUUGCUUCAUGGAAAUUGUCUGAAGGCUCAGUCAUUACAAUGACAAGAUCCAAAAGUUGGGAAAGGGCUUUUAAGUCACCCAGUCCAGUCUCAUAGGUGCUUAUGUUCUGCCUACAGCCAUUGCACCAAGGGGUAGAGUGGUCUGGACUUAAACACCUCUGGGGACAGAAAACUCUCUACCUCCUAGGGAAGCCUAUUCUAUCUUUGUAAACCUUUGGCUUUUCUGUGUUCUCUGUAAUUUCCAUCUUAGUCUCUGUCCUCUGAGCUCACAUGGAAUGAGUUGUUCAUCUUAGCCGAUGACUUAAUUGCUGGCACUGUCUCAGGGCACAGCACUUGUCUUUUGGGAAGGAGCAGCUGGAAAAUAGACACACUUUGGUGUCCUGAUCCUACCCUCUGAGUACUGGUCCAUUUAGUUCCUUGUUGGAGAAUAUUGAGGCAUCCCCAUAAGUCUGCUCACUUGUUCUUGCUGAAGCUAGUGGACUGGAACUGGGGGUAGGAAAUGCUAUCAGCCUGUUAAAAAUAACCUAAAACAUAUGAGGAGUUAAUUCUAUGCUUGAUCCACAAAAACUGAUGCUCACAACGUCACUUAGGGAAAACUUCGUCUAGAAGAUUUUAAAACAUUAUCAAUGCUCUGUGGAAUUUAAAUUUCCAUGGUCACCAAGAGCUUGUACCUUCAUAUUCCUGCAAGUACUUCAUGUACUGUUUUCAAUGAGAAAACAAAAGCUUAGGUACUGAGGGCUGGAGGUGGGGGGUGGGGGACACCACAUCUCAAUCUCAGAGAAUUGUGGUGAUUUCAAGCUGGAAAAUCCUUUGGAAUGCUGUGGUCCAAUCCUCCAUUUUUAGAAAGGGAAAACUAAAAUUCAAAACAACUUGCCUUGAAGUCACAUGGCAGUAUCAGGACUAACCUAUAGUUUUCCCAACUUAUCCAACACUCUUCUCAGUUUCUAACUUGCUGGAUGAUUCUUUAAUCCAGUCUAAAGUAAACUGACCUCAGAUUCUUGAGACCUUGCAACUCAGCAGUUUCCCAAGGCCACCUGGCUCUCAGAGAUUGUGAAGUGACUUGCAGAACUCAAGGUUGAGGGGAAUGAUUAGGAAAUUGCCAACUCCCAACUGCCAACUGAGUUUUGUAGAAUGAGUGGUAGGGGAGAACAGAUCCAGCCUAUAAAUUAGGGUUCAAAAACUUUGGUGGGAUAUGCAAUAUCCCAGAAUCUAAAUUCUCAUGAAAUGGGGUUGGUCUGUGAUUCUUGGUCAUAUUUCUGCCUUUCAGGCAGUCCUUUGAGGUUGUGCGAUUCGAAUGGCACUGGCUUGGACAGGCAGCUGUGGGGCCCUGUGAUUUGCAGCCUCCAGUCACUGUUCCUAAGUGAGGCAGUCAAAUUGAAGGCUCAAGAUGAUGCCUUCGGAAGCAUGGUGCUUUUGGGAUGCCUUUUAUAUUCCCUUUCACUUGAUUACAGACUAUUUCCAAGUUUAUGGUUGGGAAGAGUAAAGUUGAUCCGAUGUUUUGAGGUAGAGUCCAGCCUGGGGCAAGACGGAACCCAUUCUUAAGGUAGAGGAUGUCUACAAUCCCUUGUUGAGGUUGCAUCUUUAAACACAAACCCUUCAGUUUUCAUUUAAUGAAUAUAUCUUCGCCAAUGACAUAGGGUUGUACAGAAUCCCUUGUUUUACAUUCGUAUUGUCCAUUUAUGCCCAUCAGAAUGUGUUUUGGGGUGUGGUUAUUUUGUUUUUCUUUUCAUUUUUAACGGCCUUAUCGAAAAGCAAGUGCCCUUCCAUUCCAGGCCUCCUCAUAUUGUACUUGUUCCCUGGCAAAUUUGGAGGAUCAUUUGUAUUUUAAUUUUGUACUCUAUGGCUCUGUACUGUUGAAAGACUCUCAAUUUUGUGGGGUCUCUUAGUAUGUAUGUGACUUUUCAUAUUGUAAUAUUACACAGAUGGGACGGCCUGACUCACACUCUUAAUAAACAAUCUGAAUGAAUAACAAGA